AUGAAGUAUACCGCUCUUUUGGCAGCUUUUGUUGCCCACGCUGCUGCUGUCAGCGUUUCCGGCUCCGCUGAAGGUUUCGCCAAGGGCGUUACUGGUGGUGGUUCCGCUACUGCUGUCUACCCGACUACCACUGACGAGCUGGUCUCGUACCUUGGUGACUCGGAGGCUCGCGUGAUUGUUCUUACCAAGACUUUCGAUUUCACUGAUACCGAGGGUACCACUACUUCCACUGGUUGUGCUCCUUGGGGUACCGCCUCGGGCUGUCAGGUUGCCAUUAACCAGAAUGACUGGUGUACCAACUAUGAGCCUGAUGCUCCCAGCGUUUCCGUUACCUACGACAACGCUGGUAUCCUGGGUAUCACUGUUGCCUCUGACAAGACCCUCCUCGGUGAGGGCUCUGCCGGUAUCAUCAAGGGUCGUGGUCUCCGUAUUGUUAGCGGUGCUAGCAACAUUAUCAUCCAAAACAUUGCCGUCACCGACAUCAACGCCAAGUACGUCUGGGGUGGUGACGCCAUCACCAUCGACGAGGCCGACAUGAUCUGGAUUGAUCACGUCACCACUGCCCGUAUCGGUCGCCAGCACUACGUCCUCGGUACCUCUUCCGACAACCGUAUCAGUCUGACAAACAACUACAUCGACGGUGUGACCUCGUACUCCGCCACCUGCGACACCUACACCUACUGGGGUAUCUACCUGGACGGAGACUCCGACCUCGUCACCCUGAAGGGCAACUACAUCUACCACACCAGCGGACGUAGCCCUAAGGUCCAGGGUAACACUCUCCUGCACGCCGUCAACAACUACUGGUACGACAACACCGGCCACGCCUUCGAGAUUGGCUCCGGUGGUUACGUCCUCGCUGAGGGCAACGUUUUCCAGAACAUUGAUACCGUUGUCGAGUCUCCCAUUGAUGGACAGCUUUUCACCUCUCCUGAUACCACCACCAACAAGGUCUGCUCGACUUACCUUGGACGUGUUUGCCAGGUUAACGGAUUCGGAUCGUCGGGUACUUUCAGCCAGUCUGAUGAGGGCUUCUUGUCUGACUUUGAGGGCAAGAACAUUGCCACUGCUACCGCUUACACCUCUGUUGCCUCCAGCGUUCAGGCUAACGCUGGUCAGGGUAACCUGUAA
Penicillium longicatenatum is the source of this 1131-nucleotide messenger RNA. RefSeq names its product polysaccharide lyase family 1 protein. Lineage: Eukaryota; Fungi; Ascomycota; Eurotiomycetes; Eurotiales; Aspergillaceae. The transcript is spliced from 4 exons. Gene Ontology annotation, molecular function: pectate lyase activity. The coding region runs from base 1 to 1131 and encodes 376 amino acids. The record is from RefSeq and is a predicted model, not a curated record.